Lasiosphaeria miniovina is the source of this 2217-nucleotide messenger RNA. Its product is annotated as lipoxygenase. The record is from RefSeq and is a predicted model, not a curated record. Gene Ontology annotation, biological process: lipid oxidation. The transcript is spliced from 3 exons. Gene Ontology annotation, molecular function: oxidoreductase activity, acting on single donors with incorporation of molecular oxygen, incorporation of two atoms of oxygen; metal ion binding. The coding region runs from base 1 to 2217 and encodes 738 amino acids. NCBI's taxonomy places the organism in Eukaryota, Fungi, Ascomycota, Sordariomycetes, Sordariales, Lasiosphaeriaceae.
AUGCCUAGCUUCCUUGCCUCCCUAUUGCCCGCCUGGGCAGUCAACUUUCUGCCAAUCCCUCCUCCAGAUGUGGCCGCGUCCCUCCCACGCCCAAAUGACAUUCUCAAGCAUCCGUCCAAGAAAGAGUACUUUGCAAAGGUAGCUCCAGGAGGCGUCGACCAAGCUCCCCUCCCGUCUUUCGACCCAGGAGUCUUCGACAAUGAGUUGCUCAAACUCAAGCUCUACGCUACCGUCGAUCCCAAGAACCCCUCGCUUGUGAAUGAGCCCGAGGGAAAUAUCAGAGAGGGGUCAUAUAUGGGCACCCAGGUUGCCCUGACCCAGGCCUAUUCUCGAAUCGAGCAGACUUUUGCGUCACUGUUCGAUGUCCUGGGAAUCGAGUCAACUCUGCCUCGCUACAUCAGUCUAGAGGAGCAGAAGAAGAUGUACCGGUUCACGGCUUAUCCUACCAAUGCCGACGGAACAUUUGCAGACUACCCGCCACAUCUUGAGCAUAUACCCGCAGACCAGAACUUCAACCAGUUCGACAUCUUCGACAAGAUUGGCGUAGUCCAGACCCAAAUCAUCGUUACGAAACUCAUCCCCGAUGAGGAUGGCUUUCUGGGGCGCACCAAACAGUGGCUUCUCGAAAAGGCCCGUGCCGCUGCCUUUGGGGGCGAGCCGGAAAAGGGGCUCAAGAUCCAGGACGUUGUCGACUACAACAAGUUCCACCGAAAGUUUGGCACCGACAUCUCGGGGGGCGGCAACAUAGGAUUGCUCGACGACUGGUUCAGCGACCGACGCUACGCAGACCAGCAGUUCACCGGCACCAACCCGACCACCAUCACCAAGGCUUCCCCAGGGUGGAUCGCCGACUUCUCAAAGGCGGCCAAGGCCGGCGGCUACCAGAAAUGGGUCGACGCGCUCGCAAAGGCGGACCCGGCGUCGUUCUUCGUUCAGGACGGCAGCUACCUCCGCAGGGCCGCCGGCGUGUCGGAUCCGGCAGCCGUGCUGCACAGCAAGCAACCCUCGAGCGACGACAACUGGGCCGUGGGCGCUGUCAGCCUGUUCCAGCUCUACGACGAUGGGAAGCUCCACCCAGUUGCGAUCUGCAUCGACCACAAGGGCAGUAUCGACAAGUCGGUCACCGUGUUCAACUCGCGCAUGAAGCCAACCGACCCGACCAGCGGCGAGAAGGACGACUGGCCCUGGAGGUACGCCAAGACAGCCGCACAGGUGACAGACUGGCUGCGGCACGAGCUGGUGGUGCACUUGACGCUGUCGCACUUUGUCGAGGAGGCCGUCAUCGUGGCGACGAACCGCAGCAUCCCCAUGGACCACCCCGUGUACCGGCUGCUCUCGCCGCACUGGUACAAAACGCUGUCGCUCAAUGCGGCGGCUCGCGCCAGCCUUGUGCCGCAGGUCAUUGUCGACAUCGUGGGCCUCAGCCCGGCGCAGGCGUACAGCUUCAUACGCGAGGCCUACGACACGUACGACUUUGUGGGGAGCUACGUGCCAAACGACCUCAAGCGCCGGGGAUUCCCCAACACCCUCGACGGCCUCGACCACCCGCGCUACCGCAACUACACAUUCGCCAAGAACGUGCUGGCCCUGUGGGAAGUGCUCCGCGCCUACACCAAGUCGAUGCUGCUCCUGUCGCACCCGACGGACAAGAGCGUGGCCGGUGACAAGUACCUCCAGGACUGGGCGAAAGAGGUGCAGACGUCGGCGUUCAUGCCGUCCUUCCCUGACAUCAAGACGGUCGACCAGCUCGUAGACGCCGUCACCAUGUGCAUCCACGUCGCGUCGCCGUUCCACUCGGCCGUCAACUACCUGCAGAACUUCUACCAGGUGUUCGUGGCCGCCAAGCCGCCGGCGCUGUGCCAGGCCCCGCCGACGAGCCUCGAGCAGCUCAAGGCGUUCAAGGAGUCGGACCUCGUGGCGGCGCUGCCCAUCAACCGCCAGCGCCAGUGGAUGCUGGCCGCCCAGCUGCCCUGGCUGCUCAGUUUCAAGGUCGACGACGAGCGCAGCCUGAUGAACUACGCCGUGAGCCAGUGGAAUGUGUACAAGUACAAGAAGGCGCCGGCCGACCAGAAGGUCAAGGAGGCCAGCGAGGCCCUCUACGUCGGCCUCCAGGGCCUGCGCAAGACUUUCUUCUUCAACAGCACGGGCAUGGACAAGGGCAGCAUCCCGUACAUGGUGCUCGACCCGGGCUUCACGGCCGUUUCCAUCUUGAUCUGA